Molecule: messenger RNA, 1001 nt
Organism: Austrofundulus limnaeus
Lineage: Eukaryota; Metazoa; Chordata; Actinopteri; Cyprinodontiformes; Rivulidae
Gene: ensab
Product: endosulfine alpha b
Exons: 3
Coding region: 139-489 (116 amino acids)
Cellular component (GO): cytoplasm
Molecular function (GO): protein phosphatase inhibitor activity
Source: RefSeq, a predicted model, not a curated record
UUUUGUUGGGGAGCAGUCGUGUUCAGAAAAUCAGGAUUAGGUAGGUCCAGAGCGGUAGCAUCUGACGUGAUCCCGUGUAAUCAGCCCUUCGAGUUGUCUUCGAGUCGGACAGUUUUUUUUGUCCGUCACACUCAGACAAUGUCGUCGGAAAACCUUGACUCAGACACGCAGGUGGACUACGAGGAUGAAAAACAGGACUCGCAGGAGAAGAAUGCGAACCCGGUGAAGGCAGAGGAGGCCAAGCUGAAAGCUAAGUACCCUGGCCUGGGCCAAAAGCCUGGAGGCUCAGACUUCCUGAUGAAGAGACUACAGAAAGGGCAAAAGUAUUUUGACUCUGGAGACUACAACAUGGCAAAGGCCAAGAUGAAGAACAAGCAGCUUCCUGUGGCAGGACCCGACAAGAACCUGGUGACUGGCGACCACAUCCCCACGCCGCAGGAUCUACCACAGAGGAAGUCGUCCUUGGUGACCAGCAAGCUAGCUGGCUAGCCUUCAUCAACCCAAGAGCGCCCUCGACUCUCCCCUCCUCCCCUGGGUUCCCAGGAAAAUGCCCCUCUUCCAGCUCGCCUGUUAUCCCAAUAUUUCCACUCCUUUUGCUUCCUUUUAUUUUCAUCCCCAGGCACCACUGGCUUUAACAUAUCGGGCAGAGUUCGUAUAAGUUAAAGCUCCCAUUUGCUUCUAUGUAGGCGAGGCGGGGUGGGAGGAAUGGAGGUUUAGGUGGCCACAAGGCUGCAGCCCUCUCUGCCUUUCCACCUCGUACAUCUUUGUCUCCUCUGCGCACUCUGCUCUGCCGCCUCCCUUAUAUCUAGUUUUGUUUGUCCAAAGACGCUUCACAGUGGGUGUGUGUCAGGAGGCAGGGUUGGUUGGGGUGAGUUAUUGCACUUUGUAUUCAAUUCAGUUCAAUUCAAAAAUACUUUAUUGAUCCCAGAGGGAAAUUUGGUAUUGUUGUAACUCCUUUAACUAAGAACUUAUUGUAGAUGCUGAUGGCUGUGGGCAGGAAA